This is a messenger RNA of Myzus persicae (green peach aphid), 918 nucleotides long. RefSeq lists its product as uncharacterized. Lineage: Eukaryota; Metazoa; Arthropoda; Insecta; Hemiptera; Aphididae. The transcript has 4 exons. The record is from RefSeq and is a predicted model, not a curated record. The coding region runs from base 129 to 650 and encodes 173 amino acids.
UAUUAAUAAUUGGUAUCUGGUCACCCCUGUAGGUAGUUAUAGUAGUGACGUAGUGUAGACGUGUAAUAGUGUCUAUGGUUGUUUAGUUGUGUUAUUUUAUUUCUUGAUAGGUAGUAGCAAAGAUUUCAAUGCAUUUUAAAGAAACUACUAUUACAACGUCAAAAACAAUGUUUUGGAUUUUUGUCAUACUAUUAAUUACUUCAGACAUUAUAGAUAGAAAUCAACAUGUCCAAGCUAUGGAAUACACUAAAAACAACUUGACAAAUUCGGACCCCAUUUGGAACAAGUGGACCGAUUGUAAAGGCUCGUGUGGUGAAACUGGCUACAUGUCUCGAUACCGCAGUACUACGUCAAGUGAUAUUCUCUGUGAGUUUAAUCAAGAGUGGAAAACUUGCCACAUAUUAGGAUGUACAAUAAGCAAUUACACUAAGUCCACCGAAGGAAACGAACUCAGAACAGGAGAGUUAAAUUACAUCCUGUUACAAGCGAGAAACGUAAAUCGGAUGGUUUUAGACGCAUGUUUCUCGGGAAACUGCAACUAUUACGCCUUGAAGAACGCGUUUACAAAUAACACUGAUCGAUUGUGGAACGCGUUAUUAUGCGUUAAACACAAUUUAGGCUGUCCCGGUAAGUGGAUGUCAGUAAUAUAAUAAUUAUUGCUAUACGUCUAUACCAGCUUUUAGAUGGAUACUGUAACAUAUUAUUAUAAAUUAUAAUUAUUAUUAUUGUUACUACUUUGUCAAGUUAAAGGAGGUUGGAGUAAAUGGAGUUCUUGGUCAAAGUGCACAGCGACGUGUGGUUUUGGAAUGCAAUACCGAUUGCGAUACUGCGAUCAUCCUAGCCCUUCAAGAUCGUCGCUCAACUGUUCCGGAAACUACAUAGAAUUUAAAAAUUGUUUCGGGAAAUCAUGUGCAGCUA